AUGUUUAUGGAAAAUAAUUUUACUGAAAUCGAAAAUAAAUAUAAAUGCAAUGACAAAUUAUUACCAAUAUUAGAUGUAACAAUAUUAAAAAAUAAGUCUGCAUUAUAUAAUUUUUUGGAUUAUUAUGAUAGUAUAAAAGCUGCAUUUAAUGCUGGAACAUCUAGUAGGGUUAAAUAUUGUGAAUAUAUAAAAUACAUUUUUAAUUUAUACAUAAAAAUACAACAAAAAUACAAUUUAAAACCAAUUCUAGCUUAUAGUGAUGAAAUAGAAAAAUUUCAAUCAAAAUUUUCUGACACAACUGAGUUAAACUUUCUUAAGAGCAAAUGCUCUGAUAAUUCAGAAAAGUAUUUUUCUACAAUAUCCGAUGCAAUUAAACAAUCCUUAGGUGAAAAAGGUAUGAAGAAAUAUGACAAAGUAACAAAUGAAUUAGAUGAGCAUAGAAAAAUAGUAAAUUAUGAUAUAUUCGAUCAUGUUAGUGCAUACCAAGCGGGUGAAAAUUUAUCUACGCAUAGUGGAAGCGGUUUAGGGGAUUAUAGUCAAUACUGCAAUAAAAAUAAAGACGACAGGGUUGAAAAUUACAAUGAUCUUAAACAAAUUUGUGAACGUUUUAUAAAAUAUUUUGUGUAUUUGUCUAAUGACUCUCUUAAUAUGCCAUCAGAAGAAAAUAAAUAUAAUGAGUAUUUGAAUUACUGGAUAAACAGGGAACUAAAAGAAAUAAAAAAUAGUGCUACACAAUUCAUUGAAUUUAUUGAUGAACGAUUAGAUUCCAAUUUUCAUGUUUAUGAUAAAUUUUCUAUUUUUAAAAAUAAAGUAUAUAAUAUGAACGAAGAUGUUUUUAAUAAAAUGAAUAUGUUAUAUGAUUUGUAUGAUAACUAUAACAAAUUUAUCACUGAAAUCAGCGAAGAAGAGAACUGUUUAAAUUAUGCUAAUAAAUGCCUUCAAUCAUAUGAAAAAGCAAUGAAGAAAAGCUACGAAACAAAUAGUAGUAAGUUGUAUAAUGCGUUGAUGAAAUUUUCAGUUAAAUAUAAAAAUACAAGUAAUAAAUCAAAAUUUUGUAAUAACAGGGAUUUACCAGAAUUGCCAAACAUUAUAAAAAUAAAAGAAAAAGAAAAAAAAGUAGCCGAAAGUAAGGCAUUAGAAGUAUGUGAGUCUAUCAAAACCGAGAUUUUAGCUUCGCCAAUUUCAGGAGAAAAUGAUUAUGUACACUUUCAUUUUAUAUAUAAAUAUUUAUUAUAA
Messenger RNA from Plasmodium cynomolgi strain B, 1236 nucleotides. RefSeq lists its product as hypothetical. The record is from RefSeq and is a predicted model, not a curated record. Bases 1 to 1236 code for a protein of 411 amino acids. NCBI's taxonomy places the organism in Eukaryota, Apicomplexa, Aconoidasida, Haemosporida, Plasmodiidae. The transcript is spliced from 2 exons.